UUCCGAAGUCUCACGACGACUCUCUCUCUAUAUCUCAACUGUUAAAAAAUUCUAGUCUGAAUGAAUAUAUAAAAGGAUUGUGAAAAAAUGGCAUUUUUGAGGUCAAUUGUGACUGCAAAAACAACCGCCAUUGCUGCUGUUAUUCCAGCUGCUGCUUUUGCUAUUUCUUCCAUUUCCUCCUCCUCCUCCUCCUCCUCUUCUUCUUCUUCUUCGCACUUCGAACGCUUAUCGAAAAAUCUAAAAUUUGCUUCGAAUCCGAAUCUCCGAUUAAGCUUCGCGAAGAAUAUAGAAAAAUCAAGUCCUCCUUCAGCUCUUCAUAUGGACGCGCCUUCUUCCAAUCAUCAAACUUCCGUCGAGAAUGGCGCCGUUUUGCCUGAUUUGCUGACAGAAUUUAUGGUGGACAUGUCGUGUCAAGGCUGUGUUAACGCAGUCAAGAGCAAACUGCAAACUGUUGAAGGUGUCAAGAAUGUGGAUGUGGACCUCGAUAAUCAAGUAGUGAGAGUUCUUGGAUCUUCACCUGUGAAGAUUUUGACAGAAGCCUUGGAGCAAACAGGUCGAAAAGCCCGACUGAUUGGACAAGGAGUUCCGGAUGAUUUCCUUAUAUCUGCUGCUGUUGCGGAAUUCAAAGGGCCAGACAUUUUUGGUGUUGUUCGCUUGGCUCAAGUCAAUUUGGAAUUAACUAGGAUUGAAGCAAACUUCAGUGGACUGUCACCUGGAAAGCAUGCUUGGUCAAUUAAUGAAUUUGGUGAUUUGACGAGGGGGGCAGCUAGUACUGGGAAAUUGUAUAGCCCACCACUCGGUGACCUGGGAACACUGGAAGUUGAUGUGAAAGGCGAGGCAUUUUAUUCUGGUGCUAAAGAGAAGCUGAGAGUUGCUGACCUGAUUGGGCGAGCUAUAGCAGUAUAUUCAACUGAAGAUAAAUCAGAUCCUGGCCUUAAAGCAGCAGUGAUAGCUAGAAGUGCAGGAGUUGGUGAGAACUACAAGAAACUCUGCACUUGUGAUGGUACAACUAUUUGGGAAGCAACCAACAAACUAUGAAUACUUACACUAUCGUAGACCUAUAUGUUCUUUGUAUACUACAUCUCCAUCAUUUCCAAGAUCCUGAAGCUUUCAAGUUGGACGGAUCAUUUUAAUGUAUCAAAAUAAAUGUAUCAUUUGCUCAUUCAUUUCUUGGUUCUUAUUUACAGA
Messenger RNA from Nicotiana attenuata, 1188 nucleotides. RefSeq names its product copper chaperone for superoxide dismutase, chloroplastic/cytosolic. The record is from RefSeq and is a predicted model, not a curated record. Gene Ontology annotation, molecular function: superoxide dismutase activity; copper ion binding. Lineage: Eukaryota; Viridiplantae; Streptophyta; Magnoliopsida; Solanales; Solanaceae. Gene Ontology annotation, biological process: removal of superoxide radicals. The coding region runs from base 88 to 1038 and encodes 316 amino acids. The transcript is spliced from 6 exons.